GGAACCACCUUGAACAUGCAAGGGGGGAGGCGCACGCAUGCGUGCUGAGAAGAUGGUAUCUGCCACCGGGACCUGCUGUUGCUGGGGCGCCGUUGCGCUGGGGCAGCUCGUGCUGCUGCUGUUGGGGGCGGCCCGGGCGGCGCUGGCCCUGACCGAGCACUACCCGGCCCUGUCAUUGCUCAAGCAGGAGCUGCACCGGCAGCAGCUGCAGGGCCAGGCUGGGGGCUGCCCCCAGGCGCCGGACUGGGGGGAGCAAUACUCGGCCGAGUGCGAUUCACCACUUUUGCACUUCCAUGAGUCAGAUUGUGAACUAAGAGGGUCUUCCUCCUGUGAAUCUCUGCUUUCUCUCAAUACUGAAAAAAUUCUGAGCCAAGCAAAGUCACUUGCGGAACAAAAACGAUUCCCAUUUGCCUCUGAUAAUGACAACACAAAUGAAGAUUUGGCAAUUGCCUACGUGUUGAUUGGCAGCGGCCUAUAUGAUGAAGCAAUAAGACAUUUUUCAACAAUGCUACAGGAAGAUCCAGAGCUAGUUAGUGCUAUUUAUGGACGAGGGAUAGCAUAUGGGAAAAAAGGACUACAUGACAUAAACAAUGCUGAGCUUGCCCUGUAUGAGCUGAGCAGAGUAAUUAGUCUGGAACCAGAUCGCCCUGAAGUAUUUGAACAGCGAGCAGAGAUAUUGUCUCCCCUGGGCCGAAUUAGUGAGGCACUGGCUGAUCUCACUAAAGCUAUUCAGCUGCAGCCAUCAGCACGACUUUACAGGCACAGAGGUACUCUUUACUUCAUAUCUGAGGACUAUGCAACAGCUCAUGAAGACUUUCAGCGUUCCUUGGAACUGAACAAAAAUCAGCCUAUAGCUAUGCUAUACAAAGGCUUAACCUUUUUCCAUAGAGGACUUCUGAAGACCCAAUGCAAUCACCAGUGCCUUGGUGCACUUCUAAUCAUGCACUUUCCUGGUAACAUCAGACCCACCAUGGCUGAGUGCUGGAGCCUGCCUGUAAGGGAACUUGGUAACUUUGAUGCUGCCACAGAGAGCUUCCAGAAGGCUUUGUUGCUAAAUCAAAAUCAUGUUCAGACGUUACAGCUCAGGGGAAUGAUGCUUUACCAUCAUGGUAGCCUAGAUGAGGCACUGAAGAAUUUUAAGAGAUGUCUUCAGCUAGAGCCAUAUAAUGAAGUAUGCCAGUAUAUGAAAGGUCUCAGUCAUGUUGCAAUGGGGCAAUUUUAUGAGGGCAUAAAAGCUCAGACCAAGGUUAUGUUAAAUGAUCCAGUACCAGGCCAGAAGGCUAGCCCAGAGUACCUAAAAGUGAAAUACCUGCGAGAAUAUUCGCGAUAUUUGCAUGCCCAUCUUGAUACCCCUCUUACUGAAUAUAAUGUAGAUACAGAUCUCCCUGGAAACUUUAAGGACCAUUGGGCCAAAAACCUUCCCUUUUUAAUAGAAGACUAUGAAGAACAGCCAGGAUUGCAGCCACAUAUAAAGGAUGUGCUAUUUCAGAAUUUUGAAAGCUAUAAACCUGAAGUGCAAGAACUUGUAUGUGUGGCUGAUCGUCUGGGUUCACUGAUGCAAUAUGAGACGCCAGGAUUCCUUCCAAAUAAGAGAAUACACAGGGCAAUGGGGCUGGCUGCGUUGGAAGUAAUGCAAGCCGUGCAGCGGACAUGGGCAAACUCAAAAGUUCGAAUGAAUGGGAAAACCAGAUUGAUGCAAUGGAGAGAUAUGUUUGACAUUGCUGUGAAAUGGCGAAGGAUAGCUGAUCCAGACCAGCCCGUGCUUUGGUUAGACCAAAUGCCAGCUCCAAGUCUUAGUAGAGGCUUUAAUAACCACAUCAAUCUAAUCAGGGGACAAGUCAUUAACAUGAGAUACCUGGAAUAUUUUGAAAAAAUACUUCAUUUUAUCAAAGACAGGAUCCUUGUUUAUCAUGGUGCUAAUAAUCCUAAAGGUCUGCUAGAAAUUAGAGAAGCACUGGAAAAUGUACAUAAAGUAGAAGACCUUCUUUCCAUAAUGAAGCAGUUUAACAGUAAAGCAAGAGAUGGGUUUACUGUAAACACAAAAGUCCCUAGCCUCAAAGAUCAAGGGAAAGAAUAUGAUGGUUUCACAAUUACAAUAACAGGAGACAAAGUUGGGAACAUAUUAUUUUCAGUGGAAACUCAGACAACGGAAGAAAGAACACAACUGUAUCAUGCAGAAAUAGAUGCCCUAUAUAAGGAUCUAACAGCCAAAGGAAAAGUACUAAUUCUAUCUGCAGAACCUGGGGAGGCAGAUGCUGUCUGCAAUCUAAUCCUGUCUUUAGUUUAUUACUUCUAUAACUUAAUGCCACUCUCAAGAGGAUCCAGUGUGAUAGCUUAUUCGGUGAUCAUGGGAGCACUGAUGGCAAGUGGGAAAGAAGUAGCAGGAAAAAUACCAAAAGGAAAGUUGGUUGAUUUUGAAGCCAUGACAGCACCUGGUUCUGAAGCUUUUAGCAAAAUAGCCAGAAGCUGGAUGAAUCUCCAAAGUAUUUCUCCUUCUUACAAGAGUCUCCCAUCAGUAUCAGAGACUUUUCCAACGUUAAGAACAAUGACCGAGGUGCUAAAUGCAGAUUCUUCUCGUUGUCUUAAAAAAACUAUAGUUGCUGUAUAAUUUAUACAAAUAAAGGGCCAAGACCUCUUGUUUUGUAAAUUAUUUUUGAAAAGGAAAAAUUCUGAAGAAACUGGGUCCUUUGUUACUUUUGAUACAAUUUUUGAUAAAUGUAAUGUUUGAACCAUUUUCUUUACCUUAGGGCUCUCAACAAACAGGAAAAUCUUGGGAUGAAUGUUUUCAUGCCUAAUUUAAUGCCACUGCCUUCCUAAUAGCAAAUUUAUUUCAGUGACCAAACCUAAAGGUGAUAUGAUAUAAUUGAAUAGGAACUAUUUCGAACCUGCUGCAGAUAUGGAUUUUGUUCUUAAAGAAUGUUUUCCUUAAUACACUUUGAAAAUCUCAUAUCGCCUCUGUCUCAGUCAUAUGUCUUCAGGUUCUUCAAAACAAAAAAUUUAACUGUGAAAACUUUAUGAACCAUACUAUGUGUGUAAUGCAUAAAUACACACUUUACGUAAUGUUGUCCUAUGAAGAAGUGUUUCAAAUACCUGUUUGACAAAUAAUGUCAGGAACACUUGUAAAGAAAUUGGUUUCAGGUAAACAAACUUUGGAAAUAAAAAUAAACAAAUGGUAUGCUUAAAA
This is a messenger RNA of Gopherus flavomarginatus (Mexican gopher tortoise), 3184 nucleotides long. RefSeq names its product tetratricopeptide repeat domain 13 (gene TTC13). The transcript has 23 exons. Bases 38 to 2608 code for a protein of 856 amino acids. NCBI's taxonomy places the organism in Eukaryota, Metazoa, Chordata, Testudines, Testudinidae. Gene Ontology annotation, molecular function: protein binding. The record is from RefSeq and is a predicted model, not a curated record.